This is a messenger RNA of Histoplasma mississippiense, 459 nucleotides long. RefSeq lists its product with no specific name. The transcript is spliced from 2 exons. The record is from RefSeq and is a predicted model, not a curated record. NCBI's taxonomy places the organism in Eukaryota, Fungi, Ascomycota, Eurotiomycetes, Onygenales, Ajellomycetaceae. The coding region runs from base 1 to 459 and encodes 152 amino acids.
AUGCCCAACGAACACCACAACCCGACAGAUAGAUGCUCGACGGGGGUCCCAUCCAUACAUCAAUCAGUCAAUCCCCCGGAUGGGAGGCAAAUUGGCGCUGGCAGCAGGCCCGAACCACUUCCCGUCGCCAACCCUCGGCAUGCAGGUGCUAGCGACUUGCUCAGGCUAGGGGCCAAAGGUCAGGCGCGAGCAUCCCAACAACGGCCAUUAUUGCUUACGGCGGUAUUUGCUGUGUAUCGUCGCCUGGACUGGUCGCAGGAACCCCACUCACCCGCUGGCCUUACGGGUGAAAACAUCGUCGACUCUUCCGCUUGGUUAGCUCGCCAAUCGUUGCCCCGAGGCUUGGUGGGCCCUUUCCGCCCAUUUCUCCGGUUGACUGGAGACUGGAUAUGCGGAGGGGGCCAAGGCCAAGAUCUUGUCGGCAUCGACGGAAUUGUUGAGGAUAAGUUCAAUAACUAA